GAUCUUAUUGGUUGUUCUGUAGGUGUCAGUGUUAAAUCGAUUGCUUAAAAACGUGAAUGCUAUUCCUGGACUUAACAGAUGUGCUCUCUACUCUCCUCAGUUGCAAUGAAGACCUCUGUGUUCAUUCUACUGGUUGCGGUUGUGGAUUUCAGCUCAGGAGAUGAAAUCAUUGGAGGUUAUGAAUGUAAGCCCCACUCCCAGCCCUGGCAAGCUUACCUUGUCGAUAAUAAAUUUUCAUGUGGAGGAUCUUUGAUUAAUGAAAGAUGGGUUGUGUCUGCUGCUCACUGCAGAUUCUCACUUGAUCGUCUCCUUGUCCACCUGGGAAGGCACAAUUUGAAAACUAAUGAAAACACAGAGCAGAAUAUCAAAGUGGAGAAGAUCAUUCCUUUCCCGAAAUACAAUGAUAGUCCUAAAAACAAUGAUAUCAUGCUGAUCAAGCUGAAAAAACCUGUCACCCUCAACGAGUAUGUGAAGCCAAUCCGUCUGCCAGAAAAAUGCCCCUCUGUAGGGGAGAAGUGCUUGGUUUCUGGAUGGGGCAGAACUGCAGCUGGCUCUGCUUCUGUCCUGCAGUGUUUGAAUUUGCCUGUACUCUCAAAAGAGACGUGUAAGAGUGUGUAUGGUGAAAUAAUAACUGAAAACAUGUUCUGUGCUGGAUUCUUUAAUGGAGGGAAAGACGCAUGCCAGGGGGAUUCAGGUGGCCCUGUAGUGUGCGGAGGGCAACUGAAAGGUGUUGUUUCCUUUGGCGUCAACUGUGAUGAACCAAACUAUCCUGGGGUUUAUACUGAGGUGUGCCGCUACACUGAAUGGAUCAAAUCCACCAUAGCUAAAAACUAACUGUUUAUUCAUUUUGGUUGGUCCAGUUCAUUUUCCUAAAUAUCUGUAAUUAAGUCAAAGUCCCUUUAAGGCAAGUCAUCCAACUUUGAAAUGUCUCUCAGACAGCUUUUUCAGUCAUGCAAGUACAGCUCCUAUCUAUUUGAAUGAGGAAACAUCAAAUUCUAUAGCAACCAGAGCUUCUAACAGCAGCUGCAGUGAUGCAAUGACUUGAACAAUUAGUGAUUGGCGCUUUUAUUUAGAAAGCAGGACUAUUCAUUUUCCUUUUUCUACUUUCUUUUGCAUUUUUGGGUGCACCAUCUUUGUAUAUCUUAAUCUUUGAAUUAAAUUCACUCUGAAAUAA
Cyprinus carpio (common carp) is the source of this 1174-nucleotide messenger RNA. Its product is annotated as trypsin-3-like. Gene Ontology annotation, molecular function: serine-type endopeptidase activity. The record is from RefSeq and is a predicted model, not a curated record. Gene Ontology annotation, biological process: proteolysis. NCBI's taxonomy places the organism in Eukaryota, Metazoa, Chordata, Actinopteri, Cypriniformes, Cyprinidae.